AUGUCUUGUACUGGCGAAUGCAAAGUCCCCAAGAACUUGACGCUGGCAUCGAAAAAACCACCGCAUGCCGCUGAUGAUGACGAUAUCUGGGCCAGCGACGACGAAAUAGAUACCUACGCUGAUUUGCAGAGAGCUCAUGUGACUCAAGGUUACAUAGAUGGCAUCACUCAAGCACAAGAAGCCGGUUUGCAAAAGGGCUUCGACGAAGGGUUCCCACACGGUGCUGCAUUAGGGUGCCGAGUUGGCCGUGUACUUGCUCUUCUUCACGGGAAACCAGAGUUUGACCAGGCCAAGAAGGAGUUGAAUGUUGGCUCGGUGCUUAGUAAGGACCAUUUUGAUGCUUCCCUUAAUCAGGACUCCCAUGCUCUCGUAGAAAAGUGGGAAGCCUUCGUACGUCCUGCUUAA
Candidozyma haemuli is the source of this 405-nucleotide messenger RNA. It is a transcript of the gene YAE1, whose product is annotated as Yae1p. The record is from RefSeq and is a predicted model, not a curated record. The transcript has a single exon. Lineage: Eukaryota; Fungi; Ascomycota; Pichiomycetes; Serinales; Metschnikowiaceae. Bases 1 to 405 code for a protein of 134 amino acids.